CUGCUCCCUCGAACAAUAGUUACCCGUCGGACUUUCCCACGCCAACUGCAGCUUCUGAAGCAGUGGGUUCAAACGGCGCUAAGGCUGGAGAUUCAAGGAUAGCAACGGGGGGUCCCGUUUAACACCUCGAACAUUCGUCGUCCGGACGUCAUCGGGAGCGGUUCUGCUUCUUCGAGAUAAUUGCAUUUUGUCCCGGAGCAAGUGCCGUUUUUGUCACCCACGCCGUCUUCGCCGCUGCACACCCGCCCACCCGUCACGCAAAGCUUAAAAAUGGUGCAGAAUAAGAUCGCCGAGGUCACGGGAUUCCAUCGCUCGUUCAAGGGUCAGAACCCUUUUGAAUCCGAUGACUUCUCUAAAACAGACUCUCGUCUCCUUGAUCCAACCUUCCGUUUUGACUGCCCCACGCGACCAGACAUGCCGUCCAGCCAGCCUAUCGACAUCCCAGACGCCAAAAAGAGAAACAAGAAGAAGAAGAGGUGCCGGGCGACAGACAGCUUUUCGGGGCGGUUCGAGGAUGUUUACCGGCUGCAGGAGGAGAUUCUAGGAGAAGGGGCUUAUGCCAGAGUCCAGACCUGUGUUAACCUCAUCACCAACAAGGAGUAUGCAGUCAAGAUCAUCAGUAAGAGGCCGGGACACAGCCGAAGCCGCGUCUUCAGGGAGGUGGAGAUGCUGUACCAGUGCCAGGGUCACAGAAACAUCCUGGAACUGGUCGAGUUCUUUGAGGAAGAAGAGAAGUUUUACCUGGUAUUCGAGAAGCUGAGAGGAGGCUCCAUUUUGGCUCACAUCCACAAGAGACGGCACUUUAACGAGCAGGAGGCCAGCGUGGUGGUGCAGGACAUCGCCAGGGCGCUCGACUUCCUGCACAACAAAGGAAUGGCGCACCGAGACCUCAAGCCAGAGAACAUCCUGUGUGAGCAGGAGGACCGGAUCUCGCCUGUGAAGAUCUGUGAUUUUGACCUGGGCAGCGGCAUCAAGCUGAACAGCGACAGCUCUCCCAUCUCCACCCCUGAGCUCCUGACCCCGUGCGGCUCGGCGGAGUACAUGGCCCCGGAGGUGGUGGAGGCCUUCAGUGAGGAGGCCAGCAUGUACGACAAGCGCUGCGACCUGUGGAGUUUGGGGGUGAUCCUGUACAUCAUGCUGAGCGGCUACCCCCCCUUCGUGGGGCGCUGCGGGGGCGACUGCGGCUGGGAGUGGGGGCAGCCCUGCCACGCCUGCCAGAACAUGCUGUUCGAGAGCAUCCAGGAGGGCAAGUACGAGUUCCCCGAAAAAGACUGGGCGCACAUCUCCCCCAGCGCCAAGGACCUCAUCUCCAAGCUGCUGGUUCGGGACGCCAAGAACCGCCUGAGCGCGGCCCAGGUGCUGCGGCACCCCUGGGUGCUGGAGGGGGCUCCAAACACCUCCCCAACGUCUAUAUUGCAUCAGAGGAACAGCAGUGUGCGGGACCUGGGCGUGUUCGCGGGGCAGGCGGCCGCCGUGAACCGCGAGCUGGCCGAGCGGGAGGAGCAGGCCAGCGGGGGGGGGAGCGCGGGGGCGCCCCCGGUGGUCACCGCCGGGUCCUGCUCCUCCGUGCGCCUGUCCCCGCCCUCCGGCUCGCAGCUGGCCAGGCGCAGGCAGCGGAGCAGCCUCCUGAAGGGGGCGCCGGUGUCCGCCUCCGAGCUGCGGCAGCUGCUCGCGCCGCUGGUCAUCGUGGGGGACUGCGCCUGAGCCGCCACCGCCGCUGCCGCCAAACCAUCGCCUCACGGAGUAACAACCCCCCCGCCCU
This is a messenger RNA of Anguilla anguilla (European eel), 1762 nucleotides long. It is a transcript of the gene mknk2b, whose product is annotated as MAPK interacting serine/threonine kinase 2b. Gene Ontology annotation, molecular function: ATP binding; calmodulin binding; calcium-dependent protein serine/threonine kinase activity. Gene Ontology annotation, cellular component: nucleus; cytoplasm. NCBI's taxonomy places the organism in Eukaryota, Metazoa, Chordata, Actinopteri, Anguilliformes, Anguillidae. Gene Ontology annotation, biological process: protein autophosphorylation; intracellular signal transduction; peptidyl-serine phosphorylation. The record is from RefSeq and is a predicted model, not a curated record.